CAGAAGAGAAAGAUUAUGUUAGAAACAGCCCGGACGGCGAGUAAUAAAAGUAGCCCACCUUCAGUUUCAUAGCGAGUUUUUAUGUUACGAGUCCGCAUUUGAAGACAGCCUUUAUCUGAAGAGGACAUAGCAACGCCUUUCUCUGGGAAGAUGUGAAUAUGACUUGUACGGAGAAAGUAUAUGUUAUAAACUGUGCUUUUAGUUAGCUCGCUGCUAGCCAGAUCCCGAAGAAACCUGCAAUGACUGUCAACGCUUUCUAUGGAUACACAUCUAUUAAAGAGGGAUUUUAGGGAGCUGCCAAGCACAGGUUCAUCUACGAAGAAUUUCAGUCCUCCUACCAGCUGUCAUGGACAACGUGAAAUCACGCAGCAAUGAUGAGGAUGAAGAGCUGCAGUCCACAGAUCCAGAGAGUAAAGAGAAGAGCAAAGAUAAAAAGACACUGUGCAAAGUAAAGUGGUCACGAGAUGAGGAUGAAAAGCUGAAAAAGCUUGUUGAGCAGCACGGAACAGACUCCUGGAAAUUAAUAGCUACCCUUUUUCCAGGGAGGACAGAUGGCCAGUGUCAGCACCGGUGGCAGAAGGUGCUCAAUCCAGAGCUAGUGAAAGGACCAUGGACAAAGGAGGAGGAUCAAAAGGUUAUUGACCUCGUACAUAAAUAUGGUCCCAAGCGCUGGUCAGUGAUUGCGAAGCACCUCCAGGGAAGAAUCGGAAAGCAGUGCCGUGAACGCUGGCACAACCACCUCAACCCAGAAGUUAAGAAGUCUUCAUGGACUCAGGAAGAGGAUCGAAUCAUCUAUGAAGCCCACAAACGCCUUGGCAACCGCUGGGCUGAGAUCUCUAAGCUUCUUCCUGGACGAACGGACAACUCCAUCAAGAACCACUGGAAUUCCACCAUGAAGAGAAAAGUGGAGCAUGAGGGGUACCUGCAAGAUGGCUGCAAGACUUCCUCUGCUAAUGGGAAGAGACGCCACAACAGGCAGUGUCCUGCAACUCCAACAGAGCCCCAGCACUGUGACCGCAGCCCUGUGGUUAUGACAGCAUCAAACCAGACGGGUGGUUUUCCAUUUGAGCCUCAUGGUGGGCACAUGAUGGACAGUCUUCCUGAAAAUUCAAGCUUCAUAUCACCAUCCUGCCUGGAUGAUCCUGACAGAGAGCAAAGAAUUAAGGAGCUUGAACUGCUGCUUAUGUCAGCAGAGAGUGAAGUCCACCAACAAGUGCAGUGCAGAGGUUCAUGUAGUUUGGAGCAGUACCCAGCAUGGCCAGACAGUGUGUCAGAUGACACGUUAACCACGAGUAGCAGUAGCCUGGAAGAACAAGCAGAGAGAAGACCCUGGAAGGGCCCUGAGAUCCCGCAGGGAGCUCCAGCACCGCUUCCUGUCUCGCCCAGCAAAUUCCUGGCUGUAGAGGCCAGCACAGUGCUGUCCACCCUGCAGACCAUACCAGAAUUUGCAGAGACCAUGGAGCUUAUUGAUUCAAUGUGUUUUGUUCUGCAGGAUCCUGUUGCAUGGAACGAAGUGGCCAGUUUUGAUUUGUCAGAGACGGCGACGCCGUCCAGGCACAACCAGGCAGCCUAUAGCACUAUCUUGCAAGAGAGCACCAUGUACAAUUCAGUGAAUUACCCAGUCAACGCUGCCACUACCGACUUAGGCCAAGACAGGAACUGUGCUCCAUUUGGUGUGGGAGAUCUUACAUCCCUGACUCCCAUUAACUCAUCCAAACCCACCCAGGCUUCCACUGGGAGGAAGAGGAGAAGAGAGAGGGGGGAACCAUCUCCUUUGUGUGACAAGACUUGCUCUUCCUUCUUGGAAAAUAUUUCAAAUUCUCCCAAGAAAACACCUAUAAAGACACUGCCAUUUACCCCGUCACGAUUCUGCAACAUAUCAGUGCCAGAGCAUCUCAAUCUGGAAAACCCUGCCCUCACCUCAACUCCUGUGUGCGGUCAGAGGUGUCUGCUCAACACACCCCUUCAAAAAGAUACCACACCUAAACACCAGAAAGAGAAUGAUGGUUCCAGGACUCCUAAAUUCUGCAAAACAGUCAUGACUCCAACUCCGAGGACACCCACUCCUUUCAAAAAUGCUUUGGCUGCCCAGGAGAAAAUGCACGGGCCACUAAAGAGAGAGCCACAGCCUUUGGCCUUUCUCGAAGAAGACAUUCGAGAAGUUCUAAAGCAAGAGACCGGAACAGACAUCUUCAACAGAGCAGACUUACAGCCAGAUUACAGAGUGUGGAAACAUAACAUGGAUGGCCCAGCUAGAAAAGUGCGCAAGUCUCUUGUCCUGGACCCUUGGGGCAAAGAAAGCAUUAAUACUGAACUUUUCCAAGACCAGCUCGACGAUGCACAGGUGUCAGAUGAAGGUCUACUGACAAGCUCUUCAUUGGUUUCUCCGAUCUCCGAGAGAGACGAGUGUGGCCAUUCUGUGACUUCCGGGAAAGAUGAGCUCUCAUUAGGAGUCGCCGUUCAUACUCAACACUUUACUAGCCCUCGGACGAAGAAGCUUCCGACUUCUAACAAAGCAACAAAACACAACACUGCACAGGUGAGUGAGUGGGAAGCAGUGGUUUAUGGAAAGACGCAGGACCAACUGAUCAUGACAGAACAGGCUCGUCAGUACCUGAAUCCCUACCCACCGUCCACCUCUGUCUCAAGGGCGCUUGUGCUUUAAAGCCGUCCCCUCGACUACGCAGGCAGCACUACAUCUGUCCGACAACUAAAACCUCCACUGAAUCUUGUAAGAGACAAUCCAGUGAAGACAAAUUGUUUUAUUUUUCUUCUGAAGCAGAAGUGCACUGCCAGUGACGUCCAU
Messenger RNA from Pundamilia nyererei, 2806 nucleotides. RefSeq names its product v-myb avian myeloblastosis viral oncogene homolog-like 1 (gene mybl1). Gene Ontology annotation, molecular function: RNA polymerase II cis-regulatory region sequence-specific DNA binding; DNA-binding transcription factor activity, RNA polymerase II-specific. Gene Ontology annotation, cellular component: nucleus. Lineage: Eukaryota; Metazoa; Chordata; Actinopteri; Cichliformes; Cichlidae. Gene Ontology annotation, biological process: regulation of DNA-templated transcription. The transcript is spliced from 16 exons. The record is from RefSeq and is a predicted model, not a curated record. Bases 347 to 2665 code for a protein of 772 amino acids.